Molecule: messenger RNA, 2689 nt
Organism: Schistocerca cancellata (South American locust)
Lineage: Eukaryota; Metazoa; Arthropoda; Insecta; Orthoptera; Acrididae
Product: cAMP-dependent protein kinase catalytic subunit 3-like
Exons: 8
Coding region: 86-1150 (354 amino acids)
Biological process (GO): protein phosphorylation
Molecular function (GO): ATP binding; protein serine/threonine kinase activity
Source: RefSeq, a predicted model, not a curated record
CGGGCUUUCAGUGCUUGGCCGGUGUGCGGCGAGUGAGGUUUGUCGACGGUUAUUUGGGGAUGGUAGUUCGCGGACCGCUGCACUGAUGGCCUCGUCCAAAGUGGCGCGUCUGCGCCAGCAGCAGGCGUCGGGCACCGCGUGCAUCACCGGAAAGGAGCCUCUCAUCUCUGCCGAUGCCGGAGACUCCGACAGCGAAAAGGACCGCGGUCUUAAGGACUUCGACAUCAUCAAAACUAUAGGCACUGGUACAUUCGGGCGCGUCUGCCUGUGUCGUGAGAAGUCGACCGGCAAGUACGGCGCCAUGAAGAUCCUCGCCAUUGGCGACGUCAUUCGGCUCAAGCAGGUGGAGCACGUCAAGAACGAGAAAAACAUCCUGCAGGAGGUCCGGCACCCCUUUAUCAUCAGCCUGAGGUGGCACUACCGGGACGACACGUGCCUGUACAUGCUGUUCGACUACGUGUGCGGCGGGGAGCUGUUCUCGUACCUGCGGAACGCGGGCCGCUUCAGCAACAGCACAGCCAACUUCUACACGGCGGAGAUCGUGUUGGCGCUGGAGUACCUGCACAGCCAGUCGGUAGUGUACAGGGACCUCAAGCCGGAGAACCUGCUGCUCGACAGGGACGGCCACCUCAAGAUCACAGACUUCGGUUUCGCGAAGAAACUCACCGACAGGACGUGGACGCUGUGCGGCACGCCGGAAUACCUCGCCCCCGAGAUCAUCCAGUCCAAGGGGCACAACAAAGCUGUCGACUGGUGGGCUCUGGGAGUACUCAUCUACGAGAUGCUGGCAGGCUAUCCACCGUUUUUCGACGACAACCCUUUUGGAAUAUAUGAAAAAAUUCUUGCUGGUAAAAUAGAAUGGCCUCGUCACCUAGACCCAGUAGCCAAAGAUCUCAUUAAGAAGCUGCUAGUCCAAGACAGAACUAAAAGACUGGGAAACAUGAAGAAUGGAGCAGAUGAUGUAAAGAGGCACAGGUGGUUCAAAGGAAUUGAGUGGCAAGACGUUUUCUAUAGGAAAUUGAAGCCACCUAUCGUGCCUCGCAUCAGCUAUGACGGGGACACGCGGAACUUUGAUGAGUACCCUGAGGCUGACUGGAAAGCAGCGCCCAGCGUAGCCGAGGCUGAUCAGAAGCUCUUCGAUGACUUCUGAACCUCUGCAGUGACAUGCUCGUGUGUGUGUGACAAUGUGUGUGUAAAUUAUCUUCAGAACACCAAGACUUAUGUGGCACACAAAUGUGUGCCUUCAGCUGCUUAAAUUAUAGGGACGCCGUUAUCGCCCCUGAGUCUCUGUUCAUCUAUUUCCUCAUCAAGUGCAUCAGUUGUGAUAGAGGUGGGGGUGGCUACCACGAUGCUGUACCUAAUAUGAUAUAUACGUGGCACCUUCCAACUUUAGCUUAGUGGGUAUUCCUAGCCAAGAUGCAGGAAUCAAUGAGUUGUUUGUGUUCAGAAUUUUAUUUAUAGAACAUAUAUAUAAUUAAAGGGGAGCUAUAUGCAGCUUCUGCUUGAACCAUUGCUUUGCUUGUUCAGAGAUUAAUAGCUAUUCUCUGAAGUGGUUUUGUGUGCUUUAACGGAGGUAUGAUACCUGUCAUCACAAAGACUGUUUUUAUCCAAUAUUACGUCAUGUGAUGCAUCAGAUAUUUUUUUCAGCAAAGAUAAAAAUACUGACAACCAGAUCUACUGGUACAUUUAGGACACUGACUGCUAGUAAAUACUGUUAAAAUUCUGUGGUUGCUUUUUUUCUGCUAAGGAAAUCAGAUUAAUAAGUUUAAUGUUUUGUAACAUGUUUUGCUGGCUAAUUUCAGAAUUACAGCUGGUGUUCAUGCCUGUGGCACUAGUUAAUAGUUUCAUCUGUUAUAUGUCUUUGAGCAUGAAAAUGUGUUGCAGUGUUGAAAUGGGUUUCAUAUAUGAGAGAAACAAGCUGUGUACUUAUUGUGUUUUCUGACAGGGUUCUAAUUACAGUUUUUCUACAGAUUUGGUGUACACUUGAUGACACUAUUAAAGUUUAAUUAGUAAGUAUGUGACAAAGAUGACUUAUGUAACAGCCAGUUUCACAAAUACUUUGCUUGACAUUCCCAACCCCAUUACCCAUCUUCUAAGACUUUCACAUGGUACUGAAAGAAAAUGAUAAGAAAAACAAAUUCUCAUACUUGGUUAGCAGCAAUUUCCUGGCAAGAGAGUAAGUUUACCAAUCAGUCUAGUUCUGUUGGUCUUUCCUUUUAUAUAUUUGGAAUCUUUUUCCACUGUAACAGUAAUUAAUUGAGGUACACUUUAUUAUGAGAACUGUCAGUAUCUUGAACAUUUUAUUGUUUAUUGUAUGUUUGGGACAAUAACUGCAGAAUAAUUUUUGGAGGGUUUUGCUUGUAAAAUGACAAAUUAAGCACUAAUUACUGCAUAUGACAAGAAAGUAAUUCUAGUCUUUUAAAGUUUAGAGGAUAUGUCUGAAAUAUUAAUGAGAAGAAACAAUUCUGUGACCGGACAAACCAAGGAAAAGCAGUUGAAGCCAGAAAAAAUUAGAAUGCUGUUGUGUUUCCAUUAUGCAGUGCAUAAAUCAGUAUGUUAGAUAAUUAAUGUUUAUAAAUUCUAAAGAACAGAAACUAAUUUUUUGAAAAAGUACAAAGUUGAUAAAGUAAAUUAAUUUGAGAGGACAUUUAUGUAAAAAUUAUGUAAAUAAAUGUUGUUUAUAUAUAGA